Molecule: messenger RNA, 644 nt
Organism: Paramecium tetraurelia
Lineage: Eukaryota; Ciliophora; Oligohymenophorea; Peniculida; Parameciidae
Exons: 5
Biological process (GO): Rab protein signal transduction
Molecular function (GO): GTPase activity; GTP binding
Source: RefSeq, a predicted model, not a curated record
AUGAGUGCUCCAAUUAAGAUAGUUAUGUUAGGGGAAGGUAGAGUAGGGAAGACUUGUUUGACUUUGAAAUAUUGUAAAGAUUAAUUCAAUGAGAAUCAGCAAUCUUCUAUUGAUGCUACAUUCUUUGAGAAGAGCGUAGAUCUAGGUGGAGGCAAGAAUAUAACAUUGGCCAUUUGGGAUACUGCAGGACAAGAGAUAUUUCAUGCCUUGACUACUGUUUAUUAUAGAGAUGCAUAUGGGGCAGUGUUAGUUUAUGAUGUGACAUAUAAGGAAUCAUUUAUGAAGGUUGAGAAAUGGGUCGAAGAAUUAAGAUCAUUUGGAACUAAAGAUAUUUCUAUUGUUGUUGCAGGUAACAAAAGUGACAUGAAAAAUCAGAUGUAGAUUGACAAGAAUGAAGUGGAAGAGUACUGCAAGAAGAUUGGAGCUAAGCAUUUCUUUACUUCAGCCAAAUCAGGUAUUGGCAUUAAUGAGAUGUUCAAGUCUUUGGGAGAGAGUAUCUCAAUCAAAGUUCAAGCAUAAGAAAGUAAAGGUAAGAAAAAGAAAGGGUUAUAAAUUAAAGAUGUAAAAGACCCUAAGAAAUAAAACUAAAAAAACGAUGGAUGUUGCUGAAAUUUAAUCAAAAAUUUAUUAAAUAUUAUAAUUUA